AUGAAUGCAGCUCGUUCUGCUCGGCAAGCGAUAAAUACUAAAAAUCUUGUUGACCUUAGUUUAAAAGACGAUGAACUAUAUAACAAUGAAGAUGCAAGUUCAAUUAUAGACCAUCUUCUUGCAGCUUCAGAAGCUAAUUUGAAAAAAAGGGAUGACCAAAAUUAUAUAUCGAGCUUUCUGCAAGAACUUCUACCAGCCGCUGAUGAAAAAGAUAUUGAAGACCAUAAGAAUGAAGAAGUUUUGAUUAAUAAAACUAUUGAAUUUGUGAACAAAACAAUGAAUGAAAAAAUACUCUCAAAAAUGCUCUCAAAAACCAAAAAAACUCAUUAUACAGCAGUUCUUUACUUUCUUUGGUUGCUUCUAGAUGAGGAAUUAAUCCCACUGAGCCUGAGAGGAAAAUUGCUUACCAAAAGCCCGCUUCAUGAUGAAUUUGUAUCUCUUCAGUUGACUGCUUACUUACGAACUCAAAAGUUCAAAGCAACUCCUGAACUAACAGUUCGUCGGUGGAUGCAUAAGCUCGGUUUUCGCUACCAAUGUUACCAAAAAGGUAUAUAUAGGUGGGGUGAAAUUACCCUUCUUAAUAAAAAUGAUUUGAAAAUUGCGCAGCUUGAUCAACUUAUGUCUAAGUGGCUUGACCAAGAUUGUAGGAUAAGAACUUUUCUGCAGCUAAAUGAUGAUGAAAAAGAGCAUGUAUGGGUGACUCAUGAUGAAAGAUUGGAACCUAGCAUGCAUAUAAGUGACUUCCUAACAGAAACAAUAGGGCCUCUUAAAGAUGAUCAGAAAGAAGCACGAGUUAUAAUGGUAUUGGGGUGUGUGGGUUUAUUUGCCUUCAAUAAUGCCACUUCACACACAGCUUUUGCUAAGAAUGCUCUUGUCAUCUCUAAAAUGAAUCUUAGUCCAGGUGGUUCCGCUCCAAAAAUAAGAGAUACAAUAUGGAACAAUGAUC
Cetraspora pellucida is the source of this 946-nucleotide messenger RNA. The record is from the annotation of a GenBank genome assembly. NCBI's taxonomy places the organism in Eukaryota, Fungi, Glomeromycota, Glomeromycetes, Diversisporales, Gigasporaceae.